AUCUUUGGUCUGUGUCUAUUCUUCACGAGAGAAGUGUAUCUUGCAGACGAUAGGGUCUGGGAUUAUGGUGUGUGCUGUGUGGAAUGCUGAGUUGACGAAAUGUAUUGUGAUAUAGUAGUACUUAUUUUUUUAAUAAAUGUGAUUGGGAGGUCGUUUUCACACAUAAGUGCCGAUUCGAAUUCGUUAUCAGAACUGUAUGAUAUAGAAGGGAAAAUAUAUCCCCCUGAGGCACAAGUGUUGAGUAACUGGCAGGUUGUAACUAAAGUGCUUGUUAAUGGUGGUGAGUUUAUAGGCUUUUUGAAAGAGGACGGUACUUUCACCAUACAUAAUGUGCCUUCAGGAUCAUAUGUACUAGAAGUAGUCAAUCCGGAUUAUGCCUAUGAACCUGUGAGAGUGGAAAUAAAUUCUAAAGGCAAAUAUAGAGCAAGAAAAGUAAAUUAUAUACAGACAUCUCAAGUGAUACCAGUGACAUACCCUUUAAAACUGAAGGCUCUGUCUCGCUUAAGGUAUUUCCAGGCAAGAGAGCAAUGGAGAAUCACAGAUUUCCUGUUCAGUCCUAUGGUACUUAUGAUGGUACUACCGUUGUUACUUAUCAUGGUACUCCCAAAAAUGAUGAAUGAUCCAGAAACAAGAAAGGACAAUGCGUCCCGACAUGUUGCCAAGGCUGUUUCGACUAUGCUGCAGAUGUUUCAUUGGGAAACCUUACACAUCUUGUGUGCAGUCCCAAUCUCUCCUCAGAUGAUUUCCAUGUUUUUGGAGCCCUAAAGAAACACAUCCAUGGGCGUCGCUUUGUGUUGGAUAAAGAAGUGUACUCCUGGGUAAAAUCAGAGUUCCAUCGACAAUCACAACAUUUUUCCGAGAAGGAAUUGACCAUCUUGUCUUACAGUGAAAUAAAUGUAUUAACAGUUAUGGCAAUUACUUUUGAAAUAAUAAACAGUUUACUUAGUUUUU
Molecule: messenger RNA, 951 nt
Organism: Schistocerca piceifrons (Central American locust)
Lineage: Eukaryota; Metazoa; Arthropoda; Insecta; Orthoptera; Acrididae
Gene: EMC7
Product: ER membrane protein complex subunit 7 homolog
Exons: 4
Coding region: 100-765 (221 amino acids)
Cellular component (GO): EMC complex
Molecular function (GO): carbohydrate binding
Source: RefSeq, a predicted model, not a curated record